Ostreococcus tauri is the source of this 1662-nucleotide messenger RNA. RefSeq names its product SANT/Myb domain. Gene Ontology annotation, cellular component: nucleus. Gene Ontology annotation, biological process: regulation of DNA-templated transcription. The record is from RefSeq and is a predicted model, not a curated record. The transcript is spliced from 4 exons. NCBI's taxonomy places the organism in Eukaryota, Viridiplantae, Chlorophyta, Mamiellophyceae, Mamiellales, Bathycoccaceae. The coding region runs from base 1 to 1662 and encodes 553 amino acids. Gene Ontology annotation, molecular function: RNA polymerase II cis-regulatory region sequence-specific DNA binding; DNA-binding transcription factor activity, RNA polymerase II-specific.
AUGGAGAACCGCCAAACGACGAAGAAAAAAUCAUCCAACAAGUCCACCAAGCGGCGGAGCGGGAAACGAAACGCGUCGACAGAGAGGAAUAAAAAGCGAGCGAUGAUGAGCGAUGUUCGAGACGCGAGCGCGAGCGACGGUGGAUUCUUCAACAUGAGCGCGUACGGUGACGGGAAGAUCGGGGGACCGACGAGACGGAGCGCCAAGGGCGGGUGGACGCCCGAGGAGGACGAGUUGCUUCGCAGAGCGGUGGCUGUGCACAACGGGAAGAAUUGGAAGAAGAUUGCGGUGCACUUUAGCGACACGCGCACGGACGUACAGUGCUUGCACAGGUGGCAGAAAGUUUUGAAUCCGGAUUUAGUCAAGGGGCCGUGGACCACGGAGGAGGACUCGAAGAUCAUUCAGCUCGUUACUGAGCUCGGUCCGAAGCGAUGGAGCAAGAUCGCGAGCGAACUUCCGGGGAGAAUCGGGAAACAGUGCCGAGAGCGGUGGUACAAUCACCUAGAUCCCGAGAUUAAGCGUGAGGAGUGGAGUUCAGAGGAGGACCGCCAGCUCAUACUCGCACACGCAGAGUACGGCAACAGGUGGGCGGAGAUCGCAAAGUCGUUCAAGGGACGCACCGAUAACGCGAUCAAGAAUCACUGGAACUCCACGCUGAAACGAAAGGUUGAUCAGGCGCUGAAUCAAGGCUUAUCGGCGCUCGCGGCGGCGGAACCGAGCGCUGGCGGAUCCAAGGGAAAGAGCUUGACCGUGAAGAAGCACGCGGCGACGCGCAAGGCGCUGGCGUUGAAUCCGGCACACGCGAACCGAUCGCACCAACCCAACGCGGGGUCGAGUUUACAGUACAGAGGUGGUGUGGACAUGAGUAGACGUGCCUCCUCGUACGCGGCGUCGCCGACCAAGUGUGGCAUUCGCCGGAGCAUGUUUGACGUGUCUGACGGCGAGGCUUCAAAUCCACCAGGAAUUAUCAAUGCCAACAUCUUUGCCUCUCCGUACGGCUCGCAGAGCGUCGGUGGCUCGCCGUAUUCAGACAUUCGCGCGAACGCCGUGGAGGGGAGCCCGUUCAGGAUUGGUGAGAUUCUCGACGAAUUUGCCAGCGCUAGUGACUCGCCUCAACAAUUGACAACGUCGCCGGUUUUUGAGACGGCGUCGACACCGCAAGGGGCGUAUCACGGUAUCGGCAUCACUCCGCCGAACAAGCUGGCGCUUCCAUCGGGCGCCGCGAUGGCCGCAGUGGAGGGGCUGGACGUUGCGAAGAUACCAGAUGCGCGCACGCUGGAAGCCUCGAACAUCAACUUGUCGAACGUUCAAAUGCCGAAGAUGCCUGGCAUCAACUCGAUCGAGGAUUUGCAAGCGUUCGUUUCACCCGAUAGAAAGAAGCGAGGGCGCAACAUGCGUUUGUCUCACCUCUUCCGCCGAAGCGGUAAACAGGCGAAGACAAGCGACGAUUCCACUGGUGUCGCUGAAAACGUCGACGCAGUGAACUUGAUGCGCACAGUUAAAAGCGCAAACACGAGCAUGUAUGACCGCGCGGAGGAACUCUUGCGUGGUGUUGACGUCACAGAAGUCCCAAUUCUCGCUGGGAUGACGACGCCGACGAGACCGAGACGUAACGACACGGUAGCUCCGGUUCCGUUUUCGCCAUCUCAGUUCCUCGCCUAG